CUAAAGAAAGCCCAAAUUAGAGAGGGCCGAUGCUGAUCAUUUUAUGGCGGAUUGGGAGGGACAAAAUUUUGGACCCAUGAAAAGAGGGCCCAGCCCAAAAGCCAUUCCAACGGUCCGGCUUUAACUUGUUCCCUUGGGCUCGGAUACUGAAGGAGUCGGUGUAAAACUAUUAAUCAAAAUGACAAAUAUCAGAGAAUAGAACAGAACAGACCAAUUAAUUAAUUGAUGGAGCCAUCAUAUACUAAAAACAGAAAUCCAGUCCUCAAAAGAUCCGACGGACAAAUUUAGAGCGCAAUUGAAAAAAAAAGGGGGAAACAAUAGACGAGAAAUGCAAACACUACGUAGCUAAGUUUGCUUUGACAUUGACAAUGUUUGACACGGUCAAAAAUAUGUUGGUUGGUUUCAUGUACAAAGAAGACGAAGAGAAGAGUUCAACACUACCAGCCCAGCUCCAGCCUCAGAGUCGGGCCGGGCGGAUGCCAAACGUUCAAAGGAUGAAAUAGGAGCACUACAUCUCAAAUCAAAUGUCGUUGUUUCCUAUUAACAACCAAAUCAAAUUAGUUGAUUCCGUUGGCCAAACCAAUCCCCACAACAACCACAGCAGACCCAGCAUUAUCACUGAUUCUUCAAUUCUUACGGAGGGAUGAUUUACAAUUAUGUUCGUGAAUUUACGGAUACUUAUUUUAUCGGAUUUUCGUUCAAUUGGAUUUUCUCUUCAUUAAUUACAUUACUAUCCGUAAUUUUGAUGGUUCAUCGAGCCGACAAAGUAGACAGGUUAGGGAGGGAGUCAUUAAAGGUCUCCAACUAGCAUCACAGUUUGCCUGUCGCAAUUAGGUGUCCAUAUUCUACAAAGACGACAUCGCUACUACUAGCCCGUGACGGCAUGCCUGCUCAUCAACACACCGGCCUUGUUUUACAACUUCUCACAAACUACAACAUUGACUAGGACCGUUCGCACCAUUCACAUCUAUCGAGAGGCUAAUUCCUUCGUCAAUACUACUUGACUCAUAAAAAAAAGGUCGCACUGAGACAAUGGCGUAUGCAUCUUGAUAUCAAGGCAGAGAACUUGGCUGCAAUUUUAUACUCUUUUUGGCCCAGUCCGGGACGCAGAAGUCAAAUUUCUUCCAAGAAGGAACGUUUCAAAUCAAAGACGAAACUCCACUUAAAUGAAGGCUAGGGAGUCUUUGGUAAUUAGCCCAACAAUUAUCACCUUCACUAGAUCGCAAGGCUAGCGCGUGAUGAUAGACUUUGUUGGAUAUAAAAAUAUAGAACAAAGCGUUCUUCCUUCUCUAUCUCAACAUUGUAUACACCUUCCGGCAAAACUCAUCAAUCCAGACGGAUCCCAUUUUGCCGGCGAUUGCAUACUGGGUAGUUGGUAUCAAUGGCCGGCGGCGGGGAAGGAGAGUACCGGUCACUGGAAAACACUCCGACAUGGGCUCUCGCCAUGGUUUGUUUCGUCUUCAUCGCGGUUUCCUUGCUCAUAGAGCACCUCAUCCACCUCAUCUCUCACUGGCUGCAGAAGCACAAGAAGAACUCGCUGGUGGAGGCCGUCGACAAGCUCAAGUCCGUGAUGAUAGUGUUGGGGUUCAUGUCGUUGAUACUGACGGUAACCCAGAAGUACAUCGCCAAAAUCUGCAUCCCCAACGGCGCCGCCGCCACGAUGCUCCCCUGCCGGACGAAGCGUCUCGUCGAAAUUGACGACGACGACGACAAGGGCGAGGAUUACUGUGGCAGCAAGGGGAAGACAGCUCUAAUAACAGAGGCCGGAUUGAACCAGCUGAGCAUCUUCCUCUUCGUAAUGGCCGCGAUGCAGAUCGUCUACAGCGUCCUCACCAUGGCCUUGGGUAGGGCCAAGAUGAGGCGGUGGAGGGCCUGGGAGAAAGAGACACAGACCGUAGAAUACGAAGCAGCCAAUGAUCCAAACCGAUUCAGGUACACAAGGCAGACGACGUUCGGGCGGCGGCACAUGAAUUGUUGCACCAGCAACACCGUCAACCUCUGGAUUAAAUGCUUCUUCCGUCAAUUCUUCAACUCGGUAGCAAAAGUUGACUAUCUCACUCUGCGCCACGGUUUCAUCGCUGCUCACUUGUCGAAUAAUAACUCCUUCAAUUUUCAAAAGUACAUAGAGAAAUCACUAGACGAGGAUUUUAAAUCUGUAGUAGGAAUCAGUCCCAUAAUGUGGUUGCUAGUUGUGAUCCUGAUGUUGGGUGACAUCCGUGGUUGGCAUGUCUACUUGUGGGUAUCCUUUCUGCCAUUGAUUAUCGUGUUGGUUGUUGGGACAAAGCUGGAAGUGGUGGUGGCGAAAAUGGCUCUGCAACUGAGCGAGAACAACACUGUGAUCAAAGGAGCCCCUGUAGUCCAGCCCAACGACGACUACUUCUGGUUCAGCCACCCCAAGUUCGUGUUGACUCUUCUGCAUUACACUCUCUUCGUGAAUGCAUUUGAGCUAGCUUUCUUCGUCUGGGUCACGUGGCAAUUUGGGAUACACUCCUGCUACCACGAAAGCUUGGAGAUCAUAGUCACCAGAAUGGCAUUUGCGGUGAUGGUACAAAUUUUGUGCAGCUACAUAACACUACCUCUCUACGCUUUAGUAACCCAGAUGGGUUCGCGGUACAAGGGAGUAAUGGUGGAGCAGCAAACGGCAAACAUGCUGAAAAAUUGGCACGCAGGGGUGAAACAGAACAACAAGAAGAAGCGAGAUAACGUUUCCCCUUCCAGCCGCUCCAUCCCGCCAUCAUCCCCAUUUUCCGCAACAAACAGAAACUCCAACAUGAUGGCGUUUUCUCCUGAUUCUUACUCUCACCACCACUCACCCACCAACGGCCACCAUCGCCACAACACCAAUGGCUCUCCUCUGGGUUCGACUUCCCAUCCUCCGAGGCCGCCGCCGCCGCCGUCGUCCUCUGGUUCCGGCGAUGCAGAGAUUGAGCUGGAAGGCACGAGUUACAGAGACCAGAUGGGUUCCCCUCUUCGAUCACCUACUUUUGCAGACAUUCAAAGGGGAGGAAACAACAGGGCAUUUGGACCAUUUUGAUGAGGAGCUGAGGAUGUAAGCCAUUUGUGAGUGGCACGAGAAGGGAAAACAGAGGAGAUAAAGAUGGUUUAGGCAGCUAAUGUGGUUGACGAUGGAAGUUUGACAUGAUCCUACAUGAAGGCAGUUUUUUGGCUUGCCUCUCACGCGAGAAAUGUAGAGUGAUAUGGUUUGAGAGUUGUAUAUAGUCUUCAAAUUGGACGAUUUGUCACUAAUGACAUGAUUAGUGUAGCCUCACAAUACAGAAAUUGAGAGUUUUUGGUUCAACGAAUGUGGGUUUUUUUGGUACAAGGAAGUUGAAGGUAAAAAGUUCAGUAAUCAUGAGUAACUACAAAAAUAUUUUCUUUUUUCUGGAAAGUCUUUUAUAUUUUCCCCUUCAAUAUUUAACGGGCGAUUCUCUCUCGUUUUAAGUCGAAAUUUAAUUUUUUUUGCACAGAUAAAUUAGAUUAAAUGUG
This is a messenger RNA of Linum trigynum, 3486 nucleotides long. The record is from the annotation of a GenBank genome assembly. NCBI's taxonomy places the organism in Eukaryota, Viridiplantae, Streptophyta, Magnoliopsida, Malpighiales, Linaceae.